Molecule: messenger RNA, 1866 nt
Organism: Hymenoscyphus albidus
Lineage: Eukaryota; Fungi; Ascomycota; Leotiomycetes; Helotiales; Helotiaceae
Source: the annotation of a GenBank genome assembly
AUGGGCCUCCAGAACCUCUUCGUCAACGAAAAGCGACUCCGGAAGAGAGAUAAGUUGAAGUAUGCCGAAAAGAAGUGCUACAGCGGCAUUGUUAAAUGCUCUCGCAAAAAUAUCUCCCCACUUCAUAAAAAAUCUUCCAUCGAUGGUAACGGCAAAAAGUGGUUACUCACGUGGUUACUCAACAACGGCGGAAGUCUACAACCUUAUGAACCAGCAAGUCUGCCACGCACUCAGAACAAAAGAGGGCCACUUUCGAGCUCGCCACGUAUCAUCUCGCAAAGUUACAUCCCGCAAAGAAGGUUCUGGUAUCAAUCCUCAAAUGAAUCCGUCGCUUUGUCCAAUACGAAAUUCGUCAAUUGCACACUUGAAUUGUGCGAACUAAGUAACUGUCACCUAACCGGCUGCUUGGUGACAAACUGCAAAGCCAUCGAUUCAGAAUUCUCUGAUAGUCUCAUCUCAUGGCACCAACUGGAGAAACACGAAGAGUGGUUCUUUGAAAACUGCGAAUUCUCGAACUGUCUGUUGGAAAACGCUUUGGUCAAGGAUUCGGAACUCCACAGAAGCACCAUCGAACUUGCAUCAACCUACUUCGCCAGCACAGGUAGAUUUCUGUAUAACCCGACUUGGUAUAUCCGUCGAAGUUAUCUUCAGGGCUGUACGAUGCACGCUUGCAAGCUUAGCCGAGCCGCAGUGGCCGACUCGCAACUUCUAGAUGGCUGUGAAUUAGAGUUUGUAAUGGUAGCAAGAUGCAACGUGGGUCCUGCGCUGGUCAGUCAGAGCACAUACAUUGAAUCGACAGCUAUCUAUUGCAGACUUAUCAAGACGACGAUGCAGAAAUGCUUGCACUUCGAGAAUAGAUACAGUGAUUGUAAAAUCGAGGAGUCACUCUCGUUCCUGCGUCGCUUGCCUCAAGAAAUUAGGAUUAUGAUUUAUAGAUAUUCAAUCGACGACCCUCCAUAUCCAUAUCUGGAACUAACAGCAAGGAUCCAUUACCCCAAACUUAGAAACUUGAUUGUGGCCUUGAGAGGGGAUCAAGAACUAUAUCACGAAGUGUUGGAAGUACGAGACCGGUGGAGCUAUUUCGAACACCGAGCGGAACACCAGGACUUCCUAUUUGGAUGCAGGUGGGGGAACGACCCAUUGUCUCAAAAAUCAUGGCGCUCUCUUCAGAAGUUGAUCUUACAGUAAGUAUGAUUAUCUUUCCGGUUCAAAAGCAUCCCCGCGCCCUAAUAACAAUACAGAUUCUCCCUUCAAAGAAACAUGUCCCAGAUAACACCCGGAAUCCCCCCACCAGAGAUCCAAUUUAUCCGCCGCCCCCUCGCACUAAAGUACCUCUCUCUCGAACUCCAAGACUCAAGCUUCCCACGGGUCUACAAAGGACUUCCCGGGACCAUCAAUCUACUAUCCAGCAUCCAAUCACUUAUCCAGAUAUCCAUCAUGUUCUAUCCGAGGAUUCGUGAUAUCAAGACAAAUCUUUCACAUCCAUAUGCAGACGAGAACUUCCGUAAUUUUCGGGACGUGGCCUAUGAUGGAUGCAUGAGUUUCCAUGGGCCACAGUGGAUGCCGGAUUGGCUUCGAAGGGUGCUUCACGCGUUGGAUAAGUUUUUGGGGGUCAAGUCGUAUCCGGAGGGAUGGCCGGGGAAAUUUGGCUGUAGAUGGGUAUGGCAGGCGAAGAAAGGCGAGACGUUGAAGAUGACUCAAGCUCUGGACGAUUUUUGAAGGCCGAGGCACUUACAGUAAUGAUUCGGUGUUGACACGCCAUACUCUGUUAUGUCGAGCUUUAGCGGUAGAAGGUAUGUAGCAUCAAAUGGGAAAGCUUGCUGUCUACUGGUGUAUGGCUCGGAACAGCCCCGAGCAGGCAGUGAU